Nerophis lumbriciformis (worm pipefish) is the source of this 2059-nucleotide messenger RNA. RefSeq lists its product as uncharacterized. The record is from RefSeq and is a predicted model, not a curated record. Lineage: Eukaryota; Metazoa; Chordata; Actinopteri; Syngnathiformes; Syngnathidae.
UCUAUAAAACAAAGAGCCAUACCUUCACUAAGACAAAGAGGACUUUACCAAGCUCGACGACACACGCUCGACAACGCUGCAAAUUCCAGAAUCCCGAUAAAUCAGGCAAUUGCAUUGAUCACAUAAUAAACAACACAAUGAAGAGGUUUCAACAGAGGGCUUAUAAGCGUAGAUGGGCUGCCACAACUAGGCAUUUGAAGAAGCAAUGCCGACAGUCAACUUUAGAAUUAGAGAGUGAUGAUAGCGAGCAAGAGAAUGACACGACAAUCUUUACAACUCCAGAAACAGUGACAACCCUUCAGUACAUGGAUGCUGCGGAGACUGCUUCUUGCACUGACGACGAAGAGGAAAUUCGGCCAAAAAAGAAGUGCAGAAAAGAGAAAUCACAGAUCCUCAUCCAGGCACCCCCACUGCCAGUGCUCCCACCAUUGAACUUUCCAAUCUCCAGCGAGUACCAGACCACUUCAGCCAGUACCAGCCAAUACUACACCACUCCAAGGCAUCCAGGCCGACCUCACAGCCCAGCGAGAAGCAGCACUUACAGGCUCAGUCCAGACAGGAAUCAUGCAUCUAGCUCAAGCCAGUACCAAACCACUCCAGCCAGUAUGAGUCAGUACCAGACCACUCCAAGAAGCAGCAGGAAUGCCCUUGAAAGUGAACUUUUCCAGUUAAACAUGAAAGUUCAAAAACUAGUUGAGAACCAGGGAGAACUGAUGCGCAUGCUGAGAGGGCUGGCAGCACAGUCUGUGGGGCCAGAAGCUGUGGAUGUUCAAGAUCUCAUUGAGAAGCCUUUCGAGACUCUUGAGCAGCUUAAGACCUUCAGUGAACAGCUCGACACUGAUCUUCUGCUCAGAAAGCAGCUGGUGAAAGCUCUUACUGCUCUUGGUGGGCAGAAUUUGGCAGACACAGUGAGGACAAUGCUGAGGAAAAUUGCCACAAACAAAGUCCUGGAGCAGCUUGGUCUCCGUGGAAAGACAGGCAAAGUGGCAUUUGAGGACUUGCCCUUUUACAGAAUAAUAAUAAAGGCAUGCAGGGGUGUUCACAAACAGACGAUCACAGCUGAAGUAGAUUGUGAGCUUGGAGAGGUCCUGAAACUGGCCACUUUUCGAAAGGGAGGUUCAAAGUUUGAGGAGAAGAGGAGGAAUUAAGAGGAAGCGACGGCGAAGAAGGGCAAAGGGAGGUGUACAAAGGAAAUGGACAGUGAGAUGAGUGACCAGGUAAAUGAUAAAGUAAUUAUGCCAAUGUUUUAAAUCAAUUCAUGAAGAUCCCAGUUCUGUGUUGAAUUAGCAAUUAUAAACACUCGAUUGUAUUGUACAUAUGUCCCGGCAAGAAAUCUGCGUUCAAAGAACUCCGGCUUAUUAUUGAUACCCAGAGCCCAAAAAAAGUCUGCGGGCUAUAGAGCGUUUCCUAUUCAGGCUCCAGUACUAUGGAAUGCCCUCCCGGUAACAAUUAGAGAUGCUACCUCAGUAGAAGCAUUUAAGUCCCAUCUUAAAACUCAUUUGUAUACUCUAGCCUUUAAAUAGACCCCCCUUUUAGACCAGUUGAUCUGCCGUUUCUUUUUUCUCCUCUGCUCCCCUCUUCCUUGUGGGGGGGGGGGGGGCACAGGUCCGGUGGCCAUGGAUGAAGUGCUGGCUGUCCAGAGUCGGGACCCGUGGUGGACCGCUUGCCUGUGCAUCGGCUGGGAACAUCUCUGCGCUGCUGACCCGUCUCCGCUCGGGAUGUGUACAAAGGAAUAGGACAGUGAUAUGAGUGACCAGGAAGCGACGGCGAAGAAGGGCAAAGGGAGGUGUACAAAGGAAUAGGACAGUGAUAUGAGUGACCAGGAAGCGACGGCGAAGAAGGGCAAAGGGAAUGGACAGUGAGAUGAGUGACCAGGAAGUGAAGAAGAAGAAAACAGGGAAAGGGAAAAGAACCAAGCAAACGCCAGUGAGACCAGUGAGCAUUGAGCAGGAAGAGAACCAACAAGAAGGGGCAGGAGUACACUGACGCGCACGACCAAGACCACAGCAUUCCAUUUCUAUUGUAUUAUAAUUAUCACUAAUAAAGAAUUAUUGUUGAA